GUACAGUGUGUCAAUCCUUCCUGCGGGUGUCCUAGCGGAAUAUACUGCGUUGGCAGUUCUUUUCCGGGCUAAUAUUUAAAAGGGAAAAUAACAGGUCUUCUGGGACGCAAGAGAGUGCACAUGAGCUGCUGUUAUUGCGCAGGUCACAUUGUCAGACAUCACUGGGCUCUGUGUCCCACAGCGAUGACAGGUGAAAGGCGCGGGGUGACCUAUGACAUUGUAUGUGACCUUUGACCUCGUCAAUGUCAGAUGAGGCGGAGCCCAAACGCUUCCUGUACGGAGGCGUGUCGGAGGAGGAGGAAGUAGAGUCCCCCUGUGGCUCCAUGUCUCACCUGCACCGCAUGGGCGGUGCUUCGGAGGGGAGUGACAGCAGUCAUGACCCGCCCCCGUCCCCUGGGCCACGCCCCCACGAGGACAUUGAGAUGGGUGGCAAUGGCUCCAGUGGGAGUGGCACUGAAUCUCACAGUAACGAGUCCCAUGGCAACGAGUCCCACGGUAUCGAAUCGGUGGGCAGCUCCAAUGGCAACGGCAAGGACUCCGGCAUGCUGGGGUCAUCAGGCAGCAACAAGAGCUCCAACUCUCAAAGCCCCUCUCCUCCUAGCAGCUCCAAAGCCUUCAGCCUUGUUAGUUCGGAACAGGACAACCCUUCAACCAGUGGCUGCAGUAGUGAACAGUCUGCCAAAGCCAAAAAUCAGAAGGAGCUCUUUAAGACCCUGAAGGAGCUGAAACUCCAUCUGCCGGCAGACAAACGCAGCAAAGGCCGGGCCAGCACCCUGCACACGCUCAGAUAUGCCUUACACUGCAUUAAGCAGGUCAAAGCCAAUGAGGAGUAUUAUCAGAUGAUGAUGAUCACUGACAGUCAGGCUCCAGGUCUGGACAUGUCCUCAUACACUAUUGAGGAGCUCAACAGUAUAACGUCAGAGUACACACUCAAAAACACUGAUAUCUUUGCGGUGGCUGUAUCUCUGAUCAAUGGGAAGAUUGUCUAUAUUUCGGAACAAGCGGCAGGAAUUCUGCACUGUAAACCGGAUGAAUUUAGGGAUCGGAAGUUUGUUGAAUUUCUAGCGCCACAGGAUGUCAGUGUGUUCUACAGUUUCACCACUCCAUACAGACUACCCACCUGGAGCAUGUGUGUAGGAGCAGAGUCAUCGCCCACAGAGUUCCUGCAGGAGAAGUCUUUCUUCUGCCGAAUCAGUGGAGGGAAGGAGACAGAGGGAGAUCUGCAGUAUUACCCGUUUAGAAUGACACCCUAUCUAAUGAAGGUUCGCGUCUCAGACCUGUCUGAGGAACAUUUCUGCUGUCUCAUCCUCGCCGAGAGAGUCCACUCUGGAUAUGAGGCCCCAAGAAUUCCUCCAGAUAAGAGAAUCUUCACCACAACACACACACCCAACUGUGUGUUUCAGGACGUGGAUGAGAGGGCUGUUCCUCUGCUGGGGUAUCUGCCACAGGACUUGAUUGGGACUCCGGUCCUGCUCCACCUGCAUCCAGAUGACAGGCCGCUGAUGCUAGCUGUGCACCGCAAGAUCCUUCAGUAUGUUGGGCAGCCUUUCGAUCACUCCUCGGUUCGGUUCUGUACGCGGAAUGGUGAAUACGUUACCAUAGAUACCAGCUGGUCGAGCUUUGUGAACCCCUGGAGUCGCAAGGUCUCCUUCGUCAUUGGGCGUCAUAAAGUCCGCACUGGACCGGUGAAUGAGGACGUGUUUGCAGCUCCUGCUUUUACAGAGGGGAGGAUCAUGGACUCUGAUAUUCAGGAGAUCACAGAGCAGAUACACAAAGUCCUUUUACAGCCGGUCCAUAGUAUGGGCUCCAGUGGAUACGGUAGUCAUGGUAGCAAUGGUUCCCACGAGCACUUUUUAAGUGUUGCCUCAUCCAGUGACAGCAACGGAAAUGGACACGCCGCUGGCCAUGCUGGGGCUGAGGAGGGGACCAAGGCCAAACAGCGGUCGUUUCAGGAGAUCUGUAAAGGAGUUCAGAUGCUGAAGACUCAGGAACAGCAGAGCUCGUCAGUAAAACCGGAACAAAAGAAAAAUACAGACACAGAAGUGAAGUCUGCAGUGGUGAAGCAGAAGGACUCUGUCCCACCCGGGAAGGACGGAAUUGGGGCUCUGGAAGAGAUGAAAGACCAGACCAUGUAUUCCUACCAGCAAAUCAGCUGCCUGGACAGUGUCAUCAGGUACCUUGAGAGCUGUAAUGUCCCAGUCACUGUAAAGAGAAAGUACCAGUUUUCAUCGAACACGAACUCCUCCAACUCCGAUGAGGAUAAAAAACCCCCAGAAACAGCCGAGCAGCAUUCCCAGGAGUUAUUAAGUAUGGAUGCACCACACACGCCCUCAACGAAGCCCAGUGAGAAGCCUCCGUCUGGUCCUGCCCAAGUGGUGGGCGGGCCCUUGACCCCGUUGCCUCUGCCCAGUAAACCUGAGAGUGUGGUGUCAAUCACCUCCCAGUGUUCUUACAGUAGCACCAUCGUACACGUUGGAGACAAGAAACCACAGCCAGAGUCAGAGAUCAUUGAGGAGUUAACAGAGAGUCCCGUCGCCCAGCCGCCAGUCAGCGUGGUGUCCCCGCCCACUGCAGAGCAGGGAGCCUAUAGGAAGCUGGGGCUGACCAAGCAAGUGCUGGCCGCACACACGCAAAAGGAGGAGCAAGCUUUCCUAAGCCGCUGCAGGGAUCUGCCUCGCAGCAGAACCUUCCAGAACAACCGCUCUCCCAACGCUGAGCGAAACCGAGGACAACUCAGCACAGAGGGACUUCGGAUAACGAAGCCAGGUGUGUCCGGUGCGGAACCUCCCCCGACGACCGCGAAGAAGACCGGGCGUACCAAGAAGUCAAAGAAGCCUCGCGUGAAGAAGCCCGAUUCGUCGGACAGCGCCGUCUCUCAGCAUAGGCCCCGACCUCCCCUCCAGGGGCUGAACCAAACGUCAUGGUCCCCGUCGGAAGCGUCGCAGUCUGCCUUCUCGGUCCCGUUCCCCGCUAUGGUGCCUGGGUACCCCAUGUACCCGCCCGCACCUCCUCCUGGCCCCGCGCCGUCCGCCGGAGCCGACCCCAACCUAUCGGGAGGCUUCGGGGAGGGCCCUAACGCUCAGGCUCCGCCCACCGGCCCUCCGUUCCCCGCCCCAUUGGUCACCCCGGUUGUGGCGUUCGUUUUGCCCAAUUACGUGUUCCCUCAGUUUAGCGGCGUACCCCGUCCUCCGUACUACACUGAACCUCAGUCUGCGUAUGGUACCCAGCAGCCCUUUCAGCCCCCCCUGGGUUUCCCCACCCAGCAGCCCUUUCAGCCCCCGCAGGGCCUGGUCCCUCAGCAGGCUUUCCAAACCCAGCCCACCUACACUACGUUUCAAACGCAACCGACGUUCACUACGCAGCCACCGUUUCAAACGCAACCGACGUUCACUACCCAGGCUCCCCUCCAGCCACAGCAGGGCUUCACCGCCCAGCCCUCCCUACAGCCCCAGCCGACCUUCACUACUCAGCCCUCGCUCCCGGUUCAGUCCCAGUUUGUACCCCAGACCCCGUUCCCGUACAGAAUGACCUCUGACCCCAAACCCGCCCCUCCAGACCGCGCGGAGCUCGGCUCCCCCUCGCCUCCGGCCCCGUCUCCGCCCCUGUUUGAGUCGGGCUGCAGUUCGCCCCUGCAGCUGGACUUACUGCAGCUCGAGGACAAGCAGGAACUGCAUAGUACAGCGCCCCCACCAGCACCUCAGGGGAACUGCAGCUCUUCACAGGACAAGAUCAACACAGCCAACAACAAUGCCAGUACUGCACUGGGAGACUUACAACAGGUGUGUUGCCAGGGUGAUGGUGGCCAUAGCGAUGGGCAUUCUUCUUCCAGCGAUCUGCUGGAUUUGCUGCCGGAGGACUCUCAUUCCGGGACUGGCUCUGCCACCUCCGCAUCGACGGGAUCAGCCAGCAACGGCUGCCACACCUCCCCCAGCGGAGCCGGAAGCAGUAACACCAGCAAAUACUUUGGCAGCAUCGAUUCGUUAGAGAACGACCUGAAAGCAAAAGGGGCGGGGCAGGGCGAUGAGCGGAACUUCAUUAAGUAUGUCCUGCAGGAACCGCUGUGGCUCCUUAUGGCCAACGCUGACGACAACGUCAUGAUGACCUAUCAGGUGCCCUCACGAGACAUGGAUAAGGUUCUCCGUGAGGAUCGGGAGCGAUUGCGCCGCAUGCAGAAGACCCAGCCGAAAUUCACGUCGGACCAGCGCAGAGAACUGAUCGAACAGCACCCCUGGAUGAGAAGAGGAGGCCUCCCCAAAGCUAUCAACGUCAAGGAGUGCGUGUACUGUGAAGACAACGCCAGCGCUCCGCUGGAGGAGGACUUAACUGAAAUGAAUCUGAAUAUUCUGGGAGGAGAGGAGGGACAGGAAGGGGGCGUGUCUCAAAUACAGGAAGAAGAGGAGCCACUCUGUCCAGAGCCUGUAUCCCAGCAACUUUGAUAUCAGUCCACGUUUUGUCAUCAAAGAGUGACAGAACAUUUGACAGACAUCACACCAAAACACACACAUGCACACACACACAUGCACGCACGCUGAGAACAUGAACAAUUUUCACACAACUUCAUAUGACUUGUUUUUUUUUUUUCUAUCCUCUGAUCAGUCCCAAGAUGUAUUUGUGUGUGUGUGUGCGUGUGUGCGUGUGUGCGUGCGUGUGCGCGUGUGCGCGUGUGCGUGUGCGUGUACCAGUCGGUGUUACAAAGGUGGUGCUGUGUACGUCAGCAUUUAAAGACCUCCAAGUGGUAUCUGAGAAACUGAUUGGUGGGCACACUGACCUGUUCAUCUGAAAUCAGCCAAUCAGCAUAAGGGCCACUGACAAUCGUCCCAAUGCUUUAUCUCUUCAAAGAUGAUUGCAUACAAAUGGUCAGUUAAACUGACCAAGACUCGACCUGAGCCCUGCUCAGUCUGCACAGUUUUAUUUUAUUAAUGCUUCAUUUCUGGGGUUGUUUUUUUUUUCUGGUCACUUUGUGCUGAAACCAGCGAUGGUUCAGGUCAUUGAGACAUGCCUCGGUUCCCGCCUCUCACUGUAAAAACUGAACCGGUGCGAGUUUUUUAGGGAUUUAAAACUGAGAUAAAAAAAAAAAAGAAAAGAAAAGAAAGAAACAGUGCCCAGCAGUUUCCUUUCACGAGAUAGCAGAGAAAAACACUCUGAGAAAGCACUUGAAAAACAAUGUAGUAUUCAAAAGAGCACUUACAAACACCUGACACACACUUAUACCAAGUAUAAGUCUGAAAAAGUAGACUUUAAAACAGCUUUCAAAGCAGUAUCUUUAAAACUGCAUGUUUGGAUGCCGCAGUACCCCAUGGAGGCAAGCCACACCCUAUUGUAAACACAGACCAGUGCAAGGACAGAUACCAGCAUAGCAAGUAUACUGGAUCCCAUUCAUAACUAAGAAAACCACAAUGCGAAAGCAAGACCAGCAUAGUCUGGAUAUGGGGACCAGCGGACCAGUAUAAACAGCCAGUACCACCAGCAUACUGGAGACCAGUGGCAGCCAGUUUAAACUACACACACAGGAAAUUUAUGAAGUCAUAAAAACCAGCACCAAGGACAUCGAGGCACAACUCACCAUGGAUGCCAGGAAUUCAAAGAACAUUUUAUGAUGAGUCUGUGACUGCCAUUUGUUUUUUGUUUUUUAUUUGUUUUUUUUUUUACCUUUUUAUUUCCCUCUGUUAGCUUGGCUCAGAUGAAAAUGGACCAAUAAACCUAUGGUGUUUUUUUUGUUUGUUUGUUUCUUUCUUUCUUUUGUUUUGUUUGCUUGUUUCUCUCUAUCUUUAUUUAUUUCUUUAUGUCGAAGCUCAAUCAGUAUUCAGGCCAACCAAGAUGCAACGUUUCACUCUCUGUUCAUUCCCUAUCCCGAGAGUUCAGAACACGAGCCGUAAUGUUAUUUAACCGCGCGUGUCAGCCAUCUUUUCCCCCCUGUGGUUGCGUCCUUUUUUUUUUCUUUCUUUCUUUUUUUUCACAGCAAUC
Molecule: messenger RNA, 5964 nt
Organism: Chanos chanos (milkfish)
Lineage: Eukaryota; Metazoa; Chordata; Actinopteri; Gonorynchiformes; Chanidae
Product: period circadian protein homolog 2
Exons: 23
Coding region: 243-4436 (1397 amino acids)
Biological process (GO): entrainment of circadian clock by photoperiod; negative regulation of transcription by RNA polymerase II; circadian regulation of gene expression
Cellular component (GO): cytoplasm; nucleus
Molecular function (GO): transcription corepressor binding; transcription cis-regulatory region binding
Source: RefSeq, a predicted model, not a curated record